GCUACUCAUGCGACUCGGCGCUUCCUUGUUCAGUUUUGUUUGGAUAGGCCAACGCGCUGCAGCAGCGAUGAGGCACAUGCCCCGGCUCAUUGCCACAACUGCGAUGGAAGGCCAACAAUAGCCACUGUAAUUGCACUGUUCAAUUUGGGAGGAUAAUCGGCAGCGACACAAAGACAUUGCCAUUUCAGCAUGUCGCAUUUGCUGAGGCGCACCAAGAAGUCCUGUCUGAAGUUCCUGCGCAAGAUAUCGACUUCGAAGCAACUAUUUGUGCAGCGGCUGGACGAGGAGGAUGGGGACGACGACGAGGAGGUGGAGGUGGAUCUGCAGCGGGACCUGGAGCUGGAUGUGAACAGCAAUUGCCAGGUGACGGAGGCCAUCUACGAGGAGCUGCAGCUCAGUGAGUGCGCUCCGGACUUGGCCAAGGAAGUGCAGGAGUCGCAGCCGGAAGUUAAGCACGAUCUGCGGACCAAGUACUUGAUGAGCUACGGCAGCUACGAGGUUCUGGAUACCCUGCCAACGAGCAUUGAAUUCGAGCGGGUGAACUACAAGGAGAAUGUCCGCUACUUGCGUCACACGCCCUCUAAUUCCAGUCUGGAUUUGCAUCUGGAGGAGCAGCAGCCAAGGCAAUUGGAGCAGCAGGAGAAGCCUUCCGUUCAGCAGGCAACUCCGAGGAGACAACAACUGCAGAAGAUCCCCCCGGCCAACCGCUACCAUCCCUGCAGCAUCAGUCUGGGCUCCAAGCUGGAGGGCAACUACCACAGCGUGGUGAUCAUGGAGCCGCCGCACGACGACUUCCCCAUCGUCAAGUGGGACAUCAAUGGCAACUCCCUGGACGACGACUCCUGCGAUCGCUGGGAGGACUUCGACAACAGGUGGCGCCAGGCAGCGGCCGUCACCAGAUCCCUAUCGCAGUCCCAGAAGUCCAGCCACCAGUCCAGCUCCUGCACUCUGGAGACCUGGGUGGACGACACGGAACCCCUGAGCCUGGAGCUGCAUCGGCACGACAGUGCGGCCGCCGGAAACAAUUGUAAUCUUUGCCUUAGGAGCUUCUGAAUCCGGAAACGGAGACUCAGCGGCUUUGUAACCUCCACUUUGCGUCCAGCGAUCGAGCACAAAAGAAAACCAGUCUUGUGAGAAUUACCUACAUAUAUAUGUAUUCGAGUAUUUGAGUCGGUAGACCGCAAUUUUCAUUAUAGAAAGUUGUUUUCGAGAAUAUCCAUUAACAAUAAAGUGUGUGUUGUGUGUGCGGCGCUCCUUUGGCUCCA
This is a messenger RNA of Drosophila takahashii, 1265 nucleotides long. RefSeq lists its product as uncharacterized. NCBI's taxonomy places the organism in Eukaryota, Metazoa, Arthropoda, Insecta, Diptera, Drosophilidae. The record is from RefSeq and is a predicted model, not a curated record.